This is a messenger RNA of Lodderomyces theae, 1758 nucleotides long. It is a transcript of the gene SAP9, whose product is annotated as aspartyl protease. Gene Ontology annotation, biological process: proteolysis. The record is from RefSeq and is a predicted model, not a curated record. Lineage: Eukaryota; Fungi; Ascomycota; Pichiomycetes; Serinales; Debaryomycetaceae. Gene Ontology annotation, molecular function: aspartic-type endopeptidase activity. The annotation marks the transcript as partial. The transcript has a single exon.
GCUGCUACUCCAGAUAACACAUCAUCAUCAUCAUCAUCAUCAUCAUCAGUACCACCAACAGGCAGCUUCAAAAUAGACUUCAACAUCCGAAGAGGUUCAUCGAGAGAAAACUUGUCGCCCAUUGAUGACUCAACACCAAGAUUUGUCAAACGUGCCGAUUCAGACGGAUCUUUUGAUUUGGAAAUUACCAAUGAACAAACUUUCUACAUGGCUGAGUUGCAUAUCGGAUCAAACAAAGAUAAGAAUCAAGUACUUGUGGAUACUGGAAGUUCAGAUCUUUGGGUGAUGUCGCAUGAUCUCACCUGUAUCAGUAACUCACAAAGCGGUUCAAGCCAGAAGAAGAAGAAAAAGAGAGAUGCAAAAAAUGUAUUUGGUUAUGGAACAGGGACUGGUGUCAAGUACCCAUUUGCUGAAGAUACCAACUCGAAAAAAGAUGAUGUUGAGUCAACUAAACAAGAACAACAAACCAGAGGAAAAGAAGAAGAAGAAGAAAAAGAAGAAACUCCAUCAAAGUCGGAAAACGUUGGCGACGGUGCCAAUAAUCGUGAUAACCAAUACUACACUACAAUCUACUACACUGAAGGACCGGGCAGCACUGAUUUCCCAGCACCCGGUGGGGGAGGAGGUAUAGGUUCAGGUUCAGGUUCAGGUUCCAGUUCUGCUGGUGGAUCUGGCUCAAACACGUGUACUUCCUAUGGUUCAUUCAAUACUGAAAAUUCCGACACAUUCAAACGUAACGACACCGAUUCAUUUGUAAUUCAAUACGCUGAUAAAACUUCUGCUCAAGGUAUCUGGGGCUACGACACGGUUAGAAUGGGAAACAUCUCAGUUCCCAAUUUGAGUUUUGCCAUUGCCAAUCAAACCUCAAGUGAUAUCGGAGUCUUGGGUAUUGGCUUACCUGGGUUGGAAACAACCACUCAGUACGGAUACAUGUAUGAAAACUUGCCACUCAAGAUGAAAUCAGAUGGUGUUAUCAAACGUGUCUUGUUUUCAUUGUACUUGGAUACAGCAAAUGCUCAAAGUGGGUCGGUUUUAUUUGGUGCUAUUGAUCAUGCCAAGUAUGAGGGCAGUUUGGAAACCCUUCCCAUGUUGAAAACAUAUAGGCAAAUUGAUUAUCCAGUUAGAUUCGAAGUUGAAGUCAGCAAUAUCACAUUGAAUAACAACGCGGGUGUUACUGCAAACGUGGCCACCGAUUCAGUGGGUGCCGUAUUGGAUUCAGGCUCAACAUUGUCUUACUUGCACUCAGACCAAAUCCAAGCUGUUGGUGAAGCCCUUCAUGGUGAAUACUCCAGCAAUGCUGGCGCAUACCUUGUUGAUUGCAGGUUUUUGCAAACAAACUCAACGUUGGAUAUUCAAUUCGGUGGCAAGACCAUUAAAGUACCGGUAUCUGAUUUGGUUUUGCAAGCAGGUAGAGAUACUUGUUACCUUGGUCUUUUCGAACAAUCAUCAAGCUCUCCAUACAUUUUGUUUGGUGAUAAUGUCUUGAGAAGCGCUUACGUUGUUUAUGACAUUGAGCAAUAUGAGAUUCACAUUGGUCAAGUUUAUUACACUAAUGAAGAAGAUAUCGAAGUCAUUGAUGGAGAAGUAACUACCGGAGGAGGCCAAAACUCAACACGAGUAGGUAGCGGAAGCAGCGGGUCAAGCUCAUCUUCGUCUUCUUCAUCCUCGGGUAACAAGAAUGGAGCAUUUUCGGUAUUCAACUUGUCAUGGUCUUCUGUGGUUGCUGGGUUGUUGAUUUCCAUUGGAGCUACGUUGUAA